This is a messenger RNA of Motacilla alba alba, 3227 nucleotides long. Its product is annotated as putative neutral ceramidase C. Gene Ontology annotation, biological process: ceramide catabolic process; sphingosine biosynthetic process; long-chain fatty acid biosynthetic process. The transcript has 22 exons. Bases 668 to 2872 code for a protein of 734 amino acids. Gene Ontology annotation, molecular function: N-acylsphingosine amidohydrolase activity. Lineage: Eukaryota; Metazoa; Chordata; Aves; Passeriformes; Motacillidae. The record is from RefSeq and is a predicted model, not a curated record. Gene Ontology annotation, cellular component: extracellular region.
UCGGAGGGUGUGAUGGGUCCUGUCCCUUUGGGGAGGAGCAAAGUGCCAAAAGCCUUUGGAUAAAGCUGUUUGAGCAGCUGGAGAAUUUAUCCAGGCCUAGCUGGGACUUGAAACAGGUGGAAAAGAAAAAAAAAAAGCUGGGUUUUGACAAAUAAAGUUUUUGUUAAAUGGAAGUGCAUUAAUAAAAAGUAUUUUACACUUAAAAUACGAUCGUGUUUCCAAGCUCUUCUAGUAGAGCGUGGAAACCCUGAGCACUGAACUUCCAUGGGAAUCAGGAAUCACAUCCAGCCACCAUUCCCAAAUUCCUCGAGCAGCAGAGCUGAGCAGUGACUCCUGGAAAGGUUUGUUUUGGGAGAGGGAGAUGCUGUCUGCAGCUUAACAGAAACACACCAGGGAAAAACCUUCCAUCGCCUCCUUGUGGGAUUCCAAUUAUUGAUUGGUUUCUCCUUAUCUUGUGCCACGCUUGACUCACGGGGUUACUCAGCAAGAAUUUUCCAGCUGAACUUUCCAGCUUGGAGCUGGCAGCUGCUGGGACAGGCGAGGGAAUUCAGUAUUAUCUUCUGCUGUGCUCUGAGCUUCAGCAUCUCCCACAGCCACUCAGAGAACACAGGACCUGGUGGAAUACUGUGGGGUUUGUUCCCAGAUCACCUCAGAAGGUGCCCCCACCAUGUCUGGGAAGAGGUCCAGGUGCUCCUUCUCCAGGCUGGAGGUGAUCCUGAUCGUGUGCCUGGUGCUGAUGAUCUCCCUCACCGUGGCGCUCCUGGUCCUGCACUUCCUCACCAAAAACACCAACGAUUGCACCAACAACAUCAUAGCAGAAGAGGCAAAGUACUUGGUGGGUGUUGGCAGAGCUGACUGCACGGGGCCCGUGGCACAGGUCCCUCUGAUGGGAUAUGCCAACCCUGACCAGGUGGGCGGGGGGCUCCUCUCACGCCUCUACAGCCGAGCCUUCAUCGUGGCAGAGCCCGAGGGCUCCAAACGCGUCGUGUUCGUCAGCGCCGACAUCGGGAUGGUGUCCCAGAGAGUGAGGCUGGAGGUGCUGAAGCAGCUGCGGAGCAAGUACGGCGAGCUGUACCGGCAGGACAACGUCAUCCUCAGCGGCACCCACACGCACUCGGGGCCUGGAGGGUACUUCCAGUACACCCUGUUCUGGAUCACCAGCAAGGGGCUCGUCCAGCCCACCCUCAAGUCCAUCGUGAAUGGCAUUGUCAAGAGCAUAGAUAUUGCCCAUGAGAACAUGAAGAAAGGAAGGCUCUUUAUAAACAGAGGCACAGUGGAAAACAGCCAGAUCAACCGGAGCCCUUUCUCCUACCUCGCGAACCCGGAGUCCGAGCGGAGCAGGUAUUCAUCCAACACGGAUAAAGAAAUGGUGCUGCUGAAGAUGGUAGAUGAGGAUGGACAUGAGCUUGGCCUCAUCAGCUGGUUUGCCGUGCACCCGGUGAGCAUGAACAACUCCAACCACCUGGUGAACAGUGACAACGUGGGCUACGCCUCCUACCUGUUCGAGCAGGAGAAGAACAAGGGAAUGCUCCCUGGAGAGGGCUCUUUCGUGGCCGCCUUUGCCUCCUCCAACCUGGGAGACGUGUCCCCCAACACGCGGGGCCCCUUCUGCGCCAACACGGGCGAGUCGUGUGACAACCCCCAGAGCACCUGUCCCAUCGGAGGGGCAGCCAUGUGCAUGGCCAAGGGGCCCGGGAAGGAUAUGUUUGAGAGCACCAGGAUUAUAGGGCAAAACCUCUACUUGAAAGCAAAGGAGCUGUAUGAAAAGGCCUCCCAGGAGGUGACAGGACCCCUGAGCUCAGCCCACCAGUGGGUGAAGAUGAGCAAUGUGUCUGUGGAGCUGAAUGCCACCCACAUGGUUAAAACCUGUAAACCAGCCCUGGGGCACAGCUUUGCUGCGGGGACCAUUGACGGAGUGGGGGCUUUCAACUUCACCCAAGGCUCAGUGGAAGGGGACCCAUUUUGGGAUCAAAUCCGGGACCAGCUGCUGGGAGAGCCAUCGAACGAAACCAAAGCCUGCCACAAACCCAAGCCCAUCCUCUUCAACACGGGAGAGAUGACCUGGCCCCACCCCUGGCACCCAGACAUCGUGGAUGUGCAGAUUGCUGCCAUCGGGUCCCUGGCAAUCCUUGCUGUGCCCGGGGAGUUCACGACCAUGUCUGGACGCAGGCUACGGGAAGCUGUUCAAAGUGAAUUUGACUCCCAUGGGACACCAGGGAUGAACGUUGUGAUUGCAGGUCUGUGCAAUGUCUACACCCACUACAUCACCACCUAUGAGGAAUACCAGCUUCAACGAUACGAGGCUGCCUCGACUAUUUAUGGGCCACACACCCUUUCUGCUUACAUCCAGCUGUACAGGGGCCUGGCCAAGGCUAUUGCUCUGAAUGGCACUCAGGAGCUGUCCCCUGGUCCAGAGCCCCCACUUUUCAACGUGACCAGCCUGACCCUGCUGCCUUCUCUCAGCGCUGAGAGCGCCCCGGCCAAUAAAAACUUUGGGGAUGUGCUGGAAGAAGUGAGGCAAGAGUAUCGAGAGAGAGAAGUUGCUGAAGUGACUUUUGUGGGUGCGAACCCCAGGAACUCUGCAGAGAACGCGACUGAGCAUAACUUCCUGACGGUGGAGAGAUACUCCAACAUUUCCAGCAGCUGGCGUGUGGUGCUGAACGACGCCUCCUGGGACACCAGGUUUUACUGGAGCAAAGGAUCCCGUGGCCAGAGCAACGUGACCAUUGAGUGGCACAUCCCGGCUGGCACGGAGCCCGGCGUGUACCGGCUCCGCUACUUCGGGCACUACAAGAAGAGGGUGAACCUCUUCCGUGUCAUCACCGUCCCCUUUGAGGGCUCAUCCUCAGCAUUUCAAAUCACAGCUCCAUAGCUGACCCCGUUCCCUAAAGGAACGGGCAGGAGAUUUGGCGUCUGGGCUGUGCAGGGCUUGGACUUGGAUGGUUCUUGUGGGUUCUUUCCAACUCCAGAUGAUUCCAUGAUCUUCUGGGAGGGUUUUCUUGUGGCUCUGGACAUCACUGCUGCCCCUUGAGUGCUGCUGAUUGUCAUUUGAUGUGCAAAGCUCGACUUCCCGGGAAGUUUUGGCUUUUCCCUGCAGCUGAGUCCCCUCAUGUGUCCUCACUCAAGUGGUUUUUGUCCUGGCCAGGCCAGGUUUCAGCUGAUUCUUAUUGUAAUGAUGAUGUAAAUUCUUCUGUAGCCAUUAAACCUGUGCCUAUUGAUGGUGAAUA